Xenopus laevis (African clawed frog) is the source of this 2470-nucleotide messenger RNA. It is a transcript of the gene fam20a.2.L, whose product is annotated as family with sequence similarity 20 member A gene 2 L homeolog. The record is from RefSeq and is a predicted model, not a curated record. The transcript has 11 exons. NCBI's taxonomy places the organism in Eukaryota, Metazoa, Chordata, Amphibia, Anura, Pipidae. Bases 761 to 2266 code for a protein of 501 amino acids.
CAGGAGGAGCAGGGGACAGAGCAGGGGUCAGACAGGAGGAAGAGCAGAGAGGGGUAACACGCGGUUAUGUAUCAGCUCCAGCCUCCCCCUGUAGUCUCACAGUACAGUACGUGCCAGUAGCGGGGGCAGCAUGUCAGGAAGAGCCUGGGAGCAGAGGAUACGGAGCAGAAGGAAACGGACAGAACAGGCUCCUCAUCUCGGUCUCUCUCCCUGACUCUCAGCUCCGGUGCCUCCAGCCGCACAUGCCCCACCCUGUCACCCACAUCAGCCCCAGGUACGCGGUGUGUGAGGCGGAAUGAGAACAUGCCGGGCACCAGAGCUCGGGACACAGACUGGACUAUAAGUAACUCCACCAGCAAUUUGGCACCAGUCGCGCACAACAACCGGGUGGAGCACCUGCAAAUGGUACCCGGCCUCCCCCCAGCAGUACCCAGAGUAGAGAGCCCCGUGUUUCCCUCCAGCUGUGCUGCCCUCACCCUCUGCCAGUCUCCCUCACCCCCUGACACUCACUGUCUCCUCAGUCUCCCACCCUGGGCACCCAGCAGCACAAGCAGCCAGCAGCCGCCAUUGGGCAGCACCUAUUUACCUAGAACAUUGAGAAGACAGCCCAGAACACUUCCCUCGACCUUACCUGACCCCCAACUAUAUAACCCAAGACUAUACCUGCCCCACUGAUCCAUCUAAGCCUUUACCUGCCCCUUCAACACACCCUCCCCCGCUGCCUUCCACCCGGGCUAAUCCUCACUCCAGUGGAGCUGCCAUGUGGCUGUCACGGAAGGACCGACUGCUGCUAAUGUCAGUUCUGGCUGUUCUUUUGCUCGGAGAUAUUUACUUUCAUCUGUGGCCGGUGCUGAUGCGGAGGUUCGGACGAGACUGUGGCUGCUCCAACACUGGGGAGGACCCUAACAGCCGGCAGACCUCCAAACUACAACACCUCUUUUCUCACCCCCUGUACCAGCCCCAGGACCCCCUCAACCCUGCCCUCCAAGACAAACUGCUCGACUACCAGGAGACCACCGGGAGAUACAACAGACUCGCCCACCUGAACAGGAAGGAGGAGAAUGAUGAUGCUUGGAACAGCUCCACCCACAUGACAGAGACAACCUAUAAUCUCAGCGCCCCCUGGUUGCAGUUCCACCUGGAGAUCAGCCGAGAGGCUCUGUACCCUCGAUCCAGCAAAACUGUGGAGCAACUCAUUGAUUGGAUGGGAAACGUGCCUAUUUUUAAAGCCGAUCUUACUUCAGAUACAAAGAAACUAAAUGGGGAAUGCGACUGCGAAAAAAUUGUGAAACCAAGCGGAACCCACCUAAAACUGGUCCUACAUUUCCAAGAAUUGGGAAAAGCCAUGUUCAAACCUAUGAGGCAGAGCCGAGAAGAAGAAACCUCAGAAGAUUUUUUUUAUUUUGUGGAUUUACAGCGACAUAACGCAGAGAUUGCAGCCUUCCAUCUGGACAGGAUUUUGGAUUUCCGGCGUGUUCCACCAGUGGCUGGGCGACUUAUGAAUGUGACCAGUGAGAUUCUGGAAGUGACCCCAAAUGAGGAACUGCAAGAUGUAUUCUUUGUGUCUCCAGCGCACAACGUGUGUUUCUUUGCCAGGUGCCCGUAUUCGUGUAAGACAGAGUACGCUGUUUGCGGGAACCCCCACAUGCUUGAGGGGUCACUCUCUGCCUACUUGCCACCACAUUUUUUAGCAUUCCGGAUUUCAGUCCAAAACCCCUGGAAAAGAUCUUACACCUUCACUGGGAAGGAAGAAUGGGAAGUGAAUCCUUCCUACUGUGAGCAGUUGAAGCAGACUGAGCCUUACACCAAUAUGAAGAGGCUUCUGAACAUUAUGGAUCUGGCCAUAUUUGACUUUCUCAUAGGAAAUAUGGACCGCCACCACUAUGAUUUAUUCACCAAAUUCGCAGAUGAUGGUUUCCUGCUGCACAUGGAUAACGCCAGAGGGUUCGGACGUCAUUCAUAUGAUGAAUUAACGAUCUUGGCCCCUAUAUAUCAGUGCUGCCUGGUGAAGGAAGACACGUGGUUACGGCUCAAACUUCUCUCUACGCCAGAGUACAGACUGAGUGAUGUAAUGAGGGAGUCUCUGAGCCGAGACCGACUACAGACCGUACUAACGGAACCACACUUGUUGGCUUUGGACAGGAGGCUGCAGACUGUGCUGCAAGUGGUGGAGGAGUGUGUGCAGAAGCAUGGAAAUGGGUCUGUGAUAAUUAAAGAAAGCAGAAGACAAGCAGUACCCACACGUGUCCAGCAGAGAGCAGUAUAGUGUUUAUAGAUUGUACCAGCAGCAGGGCCAGUGCUCUGGUUCUAAAUACCUUCUUUAUUUUGAAAAAUGCAAACCAUCUGCAUCUGGGAAAAAGAUCUCCAGCCGUGCCAGCUUUUUGCUACAUUUGGCAUUGGCUAGGCCAUUCACCCUCAGGAGCAGUAGCUCUGGGGCACAGACUUUAAUAUUAAAAUCUUUUCUCCAAAA